AGUAAUCGUCUCUCAAUGUGAUUUUUCGAAGGACUAUUUCAUGUAAGUAAAGUAGUAGGUCUGUCCUUUGCCUUUGGCUGUGUACAGUUUGUAGCCGGCAAGUUUUGUCCUCAGUCCUUUGUGGUGUAGGAAAAGUAGUUACUUUGAUAACUGUAAGCAUGUCUUCCGCGAACACGGACAUUGAGAACUAUGCCGCUGAGUUCAAUGGCAUAACCGAGAAAUUGGAGAACGGCCGAGACGUUUGCGAUUUGAUGACCGGUUUCUGGGAAAAGCUAGCCAAAAUCGAGCAGGCGUAUUCCAAGCAGCUGGUGGAGCUAUGCAAGGGACGUUACGCCAGGCUGGAGACCCUGCUGGGACAAACGAAACUGAUGUUCGCCGGCGGCGCGGAGAAACCGUCACAGCCGGCCUCGCUGGAACACAUUGGUUCCCUGCAGGACUGCUGGGUGAAAGUGGUGGACGAGGUACAGCGUCUGGCGGCCGAGCACGAAACCCUAGCUAGCCAUGUAACGACCAAGGUGACACCAACCAUUACGAAGUUCGUGCGCGACAAACUGAAGGACGAGGUGCAGCGCGCGGCCACCGGGAAGCGCCUGCUGACCGAGGCGCGCACCGGCUAUCAGCGCGUCACGGCCACCAAGCGCAAAUACUACAGUGAUGUGUCGGCAGCAGCGGGCAAGGCCACCACCGCGGGCGCAGGCGACUCUGAAGGCGAUGCGGACAGCGAGCCGCCGUCGAAGCAAGCGUACGAGGGCGCCGUCAAGGACCUGGCUGAGAAGCACGACGAAAUCUUCAUGGUGGGACUGCCCGGCGUACUGCGCGACAUCAACCUGAUCGAGCAGGACCGGGCGCAGAUGCUGUGCUCGUGCAUGAACCAGUACAUACAGUCGGCCGCCGCCCUCAAGAACGCGCUCACGUUUGACGCGACCGCCGCGGCCCUGGAGGCCACGACCAAAGACCCCGCUGUGACGCAGCUCGUCAUGAUGAGUCCGGUACCGACGAAACCGGAGGUCGAGGCUGCCACUGAGGACAGCAUCAAGCAAGAGCAGGGCGAGGCUCAGUCGGCCAGUCUGUUGACCGCCAUGUCCGGCUGGCUAUCCAGUAAGCGUACAGUUGCCGGAGGCGACGCCGCGAAGGAACCCGCCAGCGCUGAGGCCGCUGAAGACACGGCCAACGAGGCGAAAUCGGAGUCGAAGCCCGAGGCGGCAACGAGCGAGGGUGAGUCGACGACAGCAACGUCGAAGCUCACCUCGUUCUUCAGCGGCUGGGGGCGCAAGAGCAAGCCACAGCCAGCCGCGGAGACCAAAGUCGACGCUCCCGGUCUAGUUGACUCUAUCGAUGGUCCCGAGGCUACAUCUGCAGCAGAAAAAGAAGACACUGACGAAGCAAGUGCCGCAGCGGACAACGACACCCACCAGGAAGAUGCGGAAGAACCACAGGCAGAAGAAACGAAAGAGAAUGUCGAGGAGGAGCCCAUGGAUGAUUCCACUGUAGACGCCGGCGUGCAAGAUGACUUGGCCGAGACCUAACUAUAAAGGUCAGCUGUGAAUCAGUGCUCUCCGCUUUGGAUUGUUCUGUGCGUUUGCGUUCAUGUGUGUGUGUGCGUGCGUGCGUGUGUGUGAGCGCUCACUCUAUCGGUCUAGCUGUGAGUUCGCCCUCAGCUGGACUCUGCGUAGAUGUGUGUGUAUGUGUGUGUGUGUGUGCGUGUGUGUGCACGUAUGUCUGCAUGUGUGUGUGUGUGUGUGCGUGUGUUCAUGAUUACUUGUACGUCGGGCCAGUUUUCCCGUCUUGCGUCAUUCGCUGUUGUCACUCGUGCUUUCAGAGAACAAUGCUUCGAAUCUUUGCUAAGAAUGAACUUUUCACCCUAUCCUUGUUGUGUAUCACUAGCGAUAUCUGCCUAAGAAUGUGCGUACAGUGUCGUACUCACUAGUGCAAGUACAGUACUCUUGCCCCACUAUCCAACAUGAUUAUUCCAAUAUUUGAUAACCGCUAUGAGCACUAUAUUUUCCCUUUUAAAAAUCAGAAUGCUCGCUUUCUGCGGCCGAGCAUGACAUCUUGUGUAUAAGGCUGGAUGCUCUUUCCCACAAGAUUACAGGAAUUUCUUUAUUUACUUGUCCGGAAAGGUAAUCUUUUUUUUCUUAUCUCGGCUUUGCGGUGCAGCAGCUUUUUUUGGAAUUUUCUGGAUUUUUGUGAAUAUUUUAUUUCCCCAUAUGAAACUCUUUAUUCGUGACAAAAUUCUCUAUUUCCGCCUUGUCAGCCCACCGCCGUCCGUGUCUGUGCGUGCCUGUGGAUGUGUUCGCUGGCGUUGCUCUAAAAGAAAAUCAGUUGCUUUGCACCCGGUGCACUUUGCA
Molecule: messenger RNA, 2348 nt
Organism: Sycon ciliatum
Lineage: Eukaryota; Metazoa; Porifera; Calcarea; Leucosolenida; Sycettidae
Exons: 1
Coding region: 159-1526 (455 amino acids)
Cellular component (GO): cytoplasm; plasma membrane
Source: RefSeq, a predicted model, not a curated record